Messenger RNA from Zophobas morio, 1530 nucleotides. RefSeq names its product dynein axonemal assembly factor 4-like. The record is from RefSeq and is a predicted model, not a curated record. NCBI's taxonomy places the organism in Eukaryota, Metazoa, Arthropoda, Insecta, Coleoptera, Tenebrionidae. Bases 322 to 1467 code for a protein of 381 amino acids. Gene Ontology annotation, molecular function: protein binding. The transcript has 2 exons. Gene Ontology annotation, biological process: outer dynein arm assembly; cilium movement; inner dynein arm assembly.
UAAAGUGACAAAAAUUAGCAUCAAAUAAAAAACUUCAUAAUGUUACAAAAAUAGCUUCAAAUAUUUUCGUGCACGCAUUUAAAGUAGACCGGAUUUUGAUUCAGUUGCUGGAUAUUGAUUUAACAUUUAUAAACUUGUCUUGGAUACCAAGCAUGUCGUGGUGAACCGGUGUAAAAUCAGUUUAAAGAAAAUUUAUCAGAAAUAGUUAACCAGUUACCUACUACAAAAUAACAGUAAAAACAAUUGUUCUAUUGCUACAGAAAUAAUACAAAAAUCGUGUCACUUUCAAUAUUCUGACAUAUAAAAGCACAAAAGAUAAAAAUGCCUAUUAUAAUAAAAGAUCCAGAUUGGAGCGAAACUGAAAAUAUGGUAUGCAUCAAAGUUCCUCUAAGAGGAAUUCAUCACUCUAAAACUGAUAUAUUUUAUUCUGAAUUAUAUAUUAAAGUAUCCUUUGAACAAUAUUUCUUUGAAGUGUUCCUCUUACACCCUAUAAAAAUUAAAGAAAGUAAGUGCACUUUAGCAACGAAUCAUGUUCUGUUCGAAUUAAUCAAGUGUCAGACACAAAUGUGGGAAAAAUUAGAACCCGAAAUAAGCAAGUCUGAGAAGCAAGAACUAAAGAAGCGAUAUAUAGAAGAAGAACAUCAACGACUGCAGAAGGAACGUGAAGAACUGAAAAAUAAAAAAGCUGAAUUAAAGAGACUGGCAGUUCGUGAACAAAUGGCUUUAGACGCUAAACAACGCGAAACAAUAGAGAACAUAAAGCAGGAUGAAAAAGCUAAUGCUUUAAAAGAAAUGGAUAUAUGCAAAGAUUCCCAAAAGUCUAAAAUUAAACAAAAAGCAAAACAUAUUUGCCGGAAAAAUGUCGAACAUCAAACAAGCAAGAUACACGUGGCGUCACCAAUUCCUCCACCAAGAUGUUCCAAAACCCUUAAUGUAACAUUUACCCCGCGAGAGUUUCCUACUCCUUGUAGAGAAUCUCGGCUUGAAGAAGAAAACGAAUGGCUCCAGAAACAAGCAGAAGCUCGAAGAUCCGUCGGGUUUAUUAGUGAAGAUCUUCGUCCAGAAGAACACAAUCCCCAGUUUUUGAAAAGUAAAGGCGACGAGUUUUUGAGGAGCAGAAAUUAUAUGGCAGCCGUCAGUGCUUUUAGUUUUGGGAUACAAUUAAACAAUAAAUUUGCUGAUCUCUACGUAGGCAGAGCUGAAGCGCAUUUAGCCCUUGGAAAUUAUAACAAAACAGUUCAAGACUGCUCAAGCGCAUUGGAUUUAAUGAAACCAGAAGUUCCGUCAAAUUUACGAGAACGUGCUUUCUGUUUAGGCAGACGUGGCACAGCGUUAGUUAAUUUAGGUUUUGUUAAACAAGGUAUUGAUGAACUUAAAGCUAGCCUCACGUUGUUACCAAACGAAGACUUCAGUUGUAAAUUAAACGACGCUUUAGAAAAGUUGGAUGAAGAUAAUAAUGACACCUAAUCACUGUUUUUCGUUUAAUAUAACACAUACAUUAAAAAUUAAAGUUAUUGCUUUUCCACUUUU